AUGAGUGAUGGAAUGGCAUAUGCUUUCACCUUAAAGAUAACAGACUCUAGCAGUGUAAGCUUAAGCGUUGACUUGUCUGUCUCGAUUUACUUAGGAGCAUCUUGCUCAGGAGCGUUCGCUGUGUCGCCAACAACUGGAAUGGCUUUAAUUGAUGCUUUUACAAUUUCAAUAAGUGGCUGCGUUGAUCGUGAUGAUGAGGACUAUCCACUUCUUUACACGUGCAAGUACUCUCCAUCUGGAUCAAACUCGAAAUACACUAUAGGAUCUACCACUGAAGAAAGUCAAAUUUCAUCCAAACUGUCUUCAGGCGAGCAGGUUAUUUAA
This is a messenger RNA of Blepharisma stoltei, 324 nucleotides long. The record is from the annotation of a GenBank genome assembly. NCBI's taxonomy places the organism in Eukaryota, Ciliophora, Heterotrichea, Heterotrichida, Blepharismidae.